UGUUCUUAACGGAGGACAAAGCCAAUUCUGUGUUAAGAAGAUACCCGAGAGCCAACACGUUUUUGGAAGAAUUAAAGCAAGGUGACAUAGAACAUGAAUGCAGGGAAGAAAUCUGUAGCUAUGAAGAAGCAAGAGAAGCCUUUGAAAAUGAGGAAAAAACG
Molecule: messenger RNA, 161 nt
Organism: Eurypyga helias (sunbittern)
Lineage: Eukaryota; Metazoa; Chordata; Aves; Eurypygiformes; Eurypygidae
Product: transmembrane gamma-carboxyglutamic acid protein 1-like
Exons: 1
Cellular component (GO): extracellular region
Molecular function (GO): calcium ion binding
Source: RefSeq, a predicted model, not a curated record